Molecule: messenger RNA, 1888 nt
Organism: Anoplopoma fimbria (sablefish)
Lineage: Eukaryota; Metazoa; Chordata; Actinopteri; Perciformes; Anoplopomatidae
Product: cyclin-G2-like
Exons: 8
Coding region: 160-1164 (334 amino acids)
Biological process (GO): regulation of cyclin-dependent protein serine/threonine kinase activity; mitotic cell cycle phase transition
Cellular component (GO): cytoplasm; nucleus; cyclin-dependent protein kinase holoenzyme complex
Molecular function (GO): cyclin-dependent protein serine/threonine kinase regulator activity
Source: RefSeq, a predicted model, not a curated record
GAUUCAGGGCGGACGCUCUCUUUUCAGCAGGGACCAAGGGUCUAGUUUUCAACAUUUAUCGACCAUAAGCGUAAUCAAAAUGGAAAUGUGAAGAUCUGAUAGCUGUAACUAAGCUGCAGAGCUAUUCUUUUCUUGCACGUCUGCGGGUUUUGUGCAAGGAUGAGGGAUCUUCAAGCCAUUGACAGCCUGCUCCUGAAAGAGUUGAAGUCAUGUCGUGCAAAAGAGUACAACUUCAUUCCCAGAGAGACUGGCCUGAAGCUGAUGGAGUCAGCAUCCACAGAGAAUCACACUGGAGUGUCUGCGAAAUGCAGGGACACCCGAGUGGAAGAACUGUGGGGCCUCACCAGUUUCUUUGGCUACAGCACUCAAACAUUUGUUCAAGCUGUCAAUUUGCUUGAUAGAUUCCUCACUAUUAUGAAGGUGCAGCCCAAACACUUGCCCUGUAUUGGCGUCUGCUGUCUUCACAUUGCUGCAAAAAUGGUCGAGGAAGAGAACAAUGUCUCACCCACCCAGGAACUCAUUCGCAUCAGCCAAAGCAAGUUCACUGUGUCAGACCUGUGUCGCAUGGAGAAGAUCAUCUCAGAGAAGCUCAGUGUGGAGCCCGACGCAGUCACCGCUUUCACCUUUCUCCACCUCUACUACCCAGCCUUCACAUUCCUGUCCAGUGGAAGGGAGGAGAUCCCAAGCAUUGGGAGACUGGAAGCCCAGCUCAAAGCCUGCUUAUGCCGGCUUGUUUUCUCUAAAGCAAAACCGUCAGUGCUGGCACUGUCCCUCAUUGCUCAGGAGUUUGAAGCCCUCCAGUCCAACACCUUAUCGAAGAUUGUACAGCAAUUCCAAAGACACCUAAAGAUCAGCGAUAGCGAGCUUCUCCACUGGAAGGAACUUGUGGCCAAAUGCAUGACUGAAUACUGCUCAAGCGAAUGUAACAAACCAGACAACAAAAAGCUAGUUUGGAUCGUUUCCAGGAGAACAGCCCAAAAUCUUCAGGCCAAUCACUUCAGUGUGCCCGGCCUGCCAACUAUUCCUGAGGGGAGCUGGGACGAGAGUGAGAGUGAGGACUCCUGUGAGGACAUGAGCUGUGGAGAGGAAAGCCCAUGCGGCUCGCCAGGGAGCGACGGCGAGGGAGCCUUCUUCCCCUCCACCUUUCUCAACCGCAAAAAGUGACGUGUCCUCAAUGUGCAGCAGCGACAGAUGUAUGUUUGUCCCCUAAACUGUCUUUAAGGUAGUCACCAUGUUUCUGAGCAACCCUGUGUUUCACUUGUUACCACCGUAGGUACGACAAGUGGCGGGUUUUAAUCAUUAAGUGCCUGUGUUGAUUCAGUUUACUGUCUGGUUUUAAACGUUUAAAAUGAAUACAUAUCGUAUUAAUGCAAACUGGAAAAUUGCAAUAUCUUGGCAGCUUGAUGAUAAUGCAUCUGAAUUUCCUUUUCUGAGAUGUUCUCUUUGUGUUUGUUUGUGUCCGAGCUCGGCACAUUCAAGGGAAAUCAGUGAAGCACAAGGGAUAACUUGUCAGUCAUGAGGUACACUCACUGUUGAAUACCAGCUAACACACUAGCACAUCCUCCAUCUUUUUUCAAAACCUGUUUUGCUACUCAAUAUCUACAUAUAAACAGUAUUCGGCUAGAAUAUGUUUGACGUAAUUACACAAUCCUAAUGUGACUGUUAAUGCAUGGAUACAUUGAAAUAUGUGAUUUUUGAAUGGAUGUUGUUCAUGUUUACCAAAAUAAGCUUAUUGUAAAGAAAAAUGUAAAAACAAAAAAAUGUAUAUAAACUGUAAAAAAGAAAGAAGAAAAAAAUAUUAUGUUUUGUGAACUCUGCAUAAUGUGUGUUGUAUUUGGAUAUAACGUGGAAGAUGUUGGAAGGGUCAGAAAUAAUCCUUCCAAAUAAA